Messenger RNA from Fopius arisanus, 1731 nucleotides. Its product is annotated as ammonium transporter 3-like. The transcript is spliced from 4 exons. The record is from RefSeq and is a predicted model, not a curated record. The coding region runs from base 1 to 1731 and encodes 576 amino acids. Gene Ontology annotation, biological process: ammonium transmembrane transport; ammonium homeostasis. Gene Ontology annotation, cellular component: plasma membrane. Gene Ontology annotation, molecular function: ammonium channel activity. Lineage: Eukaryota; Metazoa; Arthropoda; Insecta; Hymenoptera; Braconidae.
AUGUACGACGUCGAUGGAUUUUGCGACGCGGAAAAAUUCAGGGAGUCUGACGAAUCCGUUUAUCCAACGAAUACGUCCGUUGUCAUUCGUGUUGCUUUGACAAUUCUCUUGCGUGCGGGUUUUUUACUAGUGCAAGUUGGAAAUAUUCCAGUGAGCAAUGUCAACCUCAUUCUGCUGCACAAUAUCGUGGAGAUCACCUGGGUGACAAUUUGUUACAUUCUGAUGGGUUCGGCUGUAGCAUCCACUGGAGAUGGUGAUGGAUUUUUGGGUGGGGGAUAUUGGAUUGGUGAUGAUAGAAUUGAUAGGGAAAGGAUCGUGAUUAUUUGGCAGAGGGUUCUGGUGGCCUCUGGCAUUUUUACCAACUGCAUAGCUGGAAGAAUGCAUACGGUUGGGACUUUGGUGAUUGGAAUAGUCUUCGGGGGGUUUUUGCAACCGCUGAUCAUGCACUGGGGUACCAACGGAUGGAUGAUUCGGAAUUCAGUGAGGGAUGGUACUUCAGGGUUUAUAGACGAUGGAGGUGGAGCUCUGGUUCAUGCCACUGGUGGUCUUUUAGGGCUCGUUGGGUGUCUCGUACUGGGAAGAAAAGUCGAUGGCACUGGGGUCGAUGCCAAUGCUGGGGUCACCUUUGCUGGAUAUUUUUUCAUUCUUCUUGGCCUCCAGAGCUUGAAGAUGUCGAAUCCCUCCGGUGAAAAAUUUCCAUCGAAUGAAGGUGAAACCCAUUUGACGAUGAUCAACAAUCUUCUGUCGAUAUCCACAUGUGCUAUCGUGACAAUAGCAUUUCAUUUUUUUGGGGGCGAGCGGUUUAAUCGGGAAACGGUAAUGAGGUGUGUGCAAGGGAUGAUUGCAGGGGAUGUUGUUGUCUCUGCUGGUGCAAAUAUUUAUCCACCCUACGUAGCUCUAACUCUCGGUGCUGUUAACGGAAUUAUUUUCUACUUCACCGUGAGAAUAAUCACACAGAGUGCCGUUGAGGACUACUGUAACUCAAUUUCAAUUCACUUGGUAUCUGGAUUACUCGGUGCACUUGUUGUACCAUUUUUCAAGAAGUCCCAGGAUAAAUUUAACGUUAUUAACUCAUUACUCGAUUUUUCCUGGCAACUUAUCUGCCUUCUCUCCAUAAUUGGAGCAAUUAUCCUGAUCAUGACGUCUUUAUUUAUGGGGCUACGGUGUUGUGGGGUUUUGAGAAAUCGCUCUGAGCAUUUGAGCCAUUUGAGAGCAGCAGUUACCAACGGACAAACACCUCGAUCUCUCAUCCAGAGGUUGUUUUAUCCUGACGUUCAGGCUUCUUUGAUGCUCCCUGGAACACAGCCAAGUCGGGAAUCAGAAACUGUUACUGAUUCACGCUCUGUCAAGCACGAAUCUAGUGUAGCCAGACUUGAAAUGCCCGAUCAGGGGAUAAUCGAUUCCAAGGUUCAACACAAUAAUGCUGUUGUGGUUCAACCAGAAUCGAAACUGAGGAAAGUAAGGAACAUCCACACAAUUAGGUCCAUGGAUAACUUUGAAAACAAUACUCCGAUGAGUAUUAUGACGACUCAUGAACUUCAUAGAACUUUCAGUACAAUGGAUAUCAGUAAAGAAAGGAGUAUUGAACACGUUGAUGUUGAAGUUCUGGUCGAGCCGAGAUUCAGUCUUGAGAGCAGUGAAUCGGAGGAGAAUAUUUUCCAUCGAAAGAAUUCUGUAACGAGAUAUCAGUGGGAAGUGGACUUGGGGGGUGGUGAUCGGAGUUUGAAAUAA